UAUAUACUUUUUUUGAGAUGUAUAUCUAGCAUUGCUCUUAUAAAUUAAAUUACUCCUCUCGGCCCCAGAGAGGCAUCAUCCUAGACACCAAAUUACGUCGAUGGCUGCGGCAGGGGACGAGGGAAAGGCGGUCGAGAAGCUGGAGAGCGGCGGUGCCGCAGCCGAUGUGGGGGAUGCGACUGCGGCAGUGGCGGCGGCAGGAGGUGGGGUGAAGUACAGGGGGUGGGGGGCGAUGCCGUAUAUCAUCGGGAACGAGACGUUCGAGAAGCUGGGGACGCUGGGGACGUCGUCGAACCUGCUGGUCUACCUGACGGCAGUCUUCCACAUGCCCAGCGUCGACGCCGCCGCACUCCUCAACGCCUUCAACGGCACCACCAGCCUCGCCCCCAUCGCCGGCGCCUUCCUCUCCGACGCCUUCCUCGGCCGCUACUCCACCCUCGCCUUCGCCUCCAUCGCCUCCCUCCUGGGCAUGUUCAUACUCACCCUCACGGCCGCCGUUGCCGGCUUGCAUCCCCCGAGCUGCGCCCCAGGUGCGACGUGCCUUCGUGCAACUCCGUAUCAAACGUCGGUCCUCUUCGCGGCCUUCGCCUUCUUGGUGGUGGGCGCGGGCGGCAUCCGGCCCUGCAGCAUGCCGUUCGGUGCAGACCAGUUCGACCCGCACACGGAGUCGGGCAAGCGGGGCAUCAACAGCUUCUUCAACUGGUACUACUUCACGUUCACCUUCGCGAUAAUGAUCUCCGCGACCGUGAUCAUCUACGUUCAGAGCGCCGUCAGCUGGUCCAUCGGCCUCGGCAUCCCCACCAUCCUCAUGUUCAUUGCCUGCGUGAUCUUCUUCAUGGGCUCGAGGAUCUACGUGAAGGUCCGGCCUGAGGGGAGCCCGUUCACGAGCAUCGUGCAGGUAGUCGCGGCGUGCAUUAGCAAGCGAAAACUGAAGCAGCCCAAGGAUCCAAAACAGGCCCUCUUUGAUCCACCACAUCUUAGCUUACUAGUGACCAAGCUUCAACACACUGACCAGUUCAGAUUUCUCGACAAAGCUGCGAUCAUAACUCCCGCCGACGAAAUAAAACCGAACGGCUUCGCCGCGAACCCGUGGAAGCUAUGCAGCUUGCAGCAAGUCGAAGAGGUGAAAUGCUUGCUCCGAAUCAUCCCCGUCUGGUCGACCGGCAUAAUCUACUACGUCGCGGUCGUGCAGCAGUCGACCUACGUCGUCCUGUCGGCCCUCCAGUCCGACAGGCACCUCGGCGACGACCACUUCGAGAUCCCCGCCGCCUCGUUCACCGUGUUCUCCAUGCUGGCGCAGACGAUAUGGAUACCGAUCUACGACCGCCUGCUGGUGCCCUGGCUCCGGAGGAUGACGAAGAGAGAGGACGGAAUCUCGCUCCUCCACCGGAUGGGGAUCGGGAUAUUCCUCUCGAUCAUCGCGAUGAUCAUGUCGGCGGCGAUCGAGGCGAAGCGGAGGAGCGUGGCGCUGCACCACCCGACUCUCGGCCUGUCGGCCGGCGGGGGAGCAAUCUCCUCAAUGCACAGCCUUUGGAUGGUGCCACAAUUGAUGAUUCUGGGGGUGUCUGAGGCAUUUAACUUGAUCAGCCAGAUAGAGUUCUACUACAAGGAGUUCCCUGAGCACAUGAGGAGUGUGGCUGGGUCUCUGGCCUUUUUGAACCUGGCAGGGGGGAACUACUUGAGUGGGUUUCUGGUGACAAUUGUUCACAAGACCACAGGAGUGAAGGGGGGGAGGAAUUGGUUGGCCCAGGAUCUUAAUGAGGGGAGAUUGGACUUCUUUUACUUGUUAAUCGCGGCGAUCGGGGUCUUAAACUUGGUUUAUUUUGUGAUCUGCGCAAAGUGGUACAGAUACAAAGGGGCUAGUUAGAUGACCUGACUGUGGGAUCUGAGCUUGUCUAGCAAAUUUCUGAUGCUGUUAUUAAGGUUAUGUAGUUGCUUAAAGAAGCACCUUUAUAGUGAAAAGGAAGGGGUGUAUUUUGAUUGGCAGUUAUUAGUAUUGUUUUUUUUUUUUUUUUU
Molecule: messenger RNA, 2016 nt
Organism: Ananas comosus (pineapple)
Lineage: Eukaryota; Viridiplantae; Streptophyta; Magnoliopsida; Poales; Bromeliaceae
Product: protein NRT1/ PTR FAMILY 2.11-like
Exons: 3
Coding region: 101-1867 (588 amino acids)
Biological process (GO): transmembrane transport
Cellular component (GO): plasma membrane
Molecular function (GO): transmembrane transporter activity
Source: RefSeq, a predicted model, not a curated record